AUGUCAACCAAGGGUACAUUGCUAUUCAUUCUUACCUCGCACAGCCAACUUGGCACUACGGGCAAGACCACCGGCUAUUACUUGCCCGAGGUCGCUCAUCCUCUCCAUGUCUUAUCCAAGCAUUACAACAUCCGAUACGCGACACCUUUGGGUGGCAAGUCUCCUUUGGACCCAAGCUCUUUAGAAGCUUUCCGUGACGAUCCUACAUGCAAAGAGUUCCUCAACAACGCGCAAAUCACCGCAGCAUUGGAGAACACUGAAAAGCUAAGCGAUUUGUCAGCAGCCGAUAUUGAUCAACUUGUGGGCGUCUUUUUCCCGGGUGGUCAUGGUCCCAUGUUUGAUUUGGCCGAUAAUAAGGAUGCAGCCAACAUUGUCGCCAAGGUAUACGAACGUGGUGGUGUUGUGGGUGCCGUGUGCCAUGGUCCAGCUGGUCUUGUCAAUGUCAAAAUCAAUAACGGCGAACGUUAUCUUGUGGAUGGUCACAACGUUACCGGUUUCAGCAAUGCAGAAGAGGAUCAAGUCCAACUUAGCAGCCAAAUGCCUUUCAUGCUUGAAGACCGCCUUCGUGAACAUGGUGGUAAAUAUUCCAAAGCUGCUGAACCAUGGGGUGAACAUGUCGUUGGUCAAGGCACGCGUUUGUUGACCGGUCAAAACCCAGCUAGUUCGUUUGCAGUGGCCAAUGCCAUUGUCGAGGCAUUAGCAAAAAAGAAUGAUUAA
This is a messenger RNA of Lichtheimia ornata, 717 nucleotides long. RefSeq lists its product as uncharacterized. The record is from RefSeq and is a predicted model, not a curated record. The coding region runs from base 1 to 717 and encodes 238 amino acids. The transcript has a single exon. NCBI's taxonomy places the organism in Eukaryota, Fungi, Mucoromycota, Mucoromycetes, Mucorales, Lichtheimiaceae.